Messenger RNA from Cavia porcellus (domestic guinea pig), 6439 nucleotides. It is a transcript of the gene Myo3b, whose product is annotated as myosin IIIB. Bases 604 to 4695 code for a protein of 1363 amino acids. NCBI's taxonomy places the organism in Eukaryota, Metazoa, Chordata, Mammalia, Rodentia, Caviidae. The record is from RefSeq and is a predicted model, not a curated record. Gene Ontology annotation, biological process: positive regulation of filopodium assembly; regulation of actin filament length; sensory perception of sound. Gene Ontology annotation, cellular component: stereocilium tip; filopodium tip; myosin complex. Gene Ontology annotation, molecular function: ATP binding; protein serine/threonine kinase activity; protein binding. The transcript has 34 exons.
UGCAGAGCCAGUUUUCCUCUUACCCCUUCACUCCUCAUUUGUCAAAUUUCUGGCACCAGUUUUGCUUGUCUCAUACUGUUCUUUGUGCGAGGCAAGAAGGACCUGGAAUACUUUUAGUUGGUGAGUUGUUUUUAAACGAGCUACCUGACGACAUGUAGGCCCCCGACAGUGUGCAGGUGGCACCACAAGACUUCACCUGCCUGGAGAUAUUCUGAGUCUCCUUUUUCCUUUGUGUCCUAGGGGCCGCAUAGACAGAGGUUUCCCAAAUGUUUGUUGACGGAGAGACUCAUGGGUAAAAGAGUCAGUGAAUGUUGAGUUACUGUGCUUACAACAGUGAACUGUUCUGAAAAUAAGCUUUCCUAGGAAUGGAACGAAGAGGAAGAGAGGGACAUGAAUGGAUUCCUGAGAGCCCACCGGCCUGUUAGAUGCAGAAACCAGGUGGGCGGGCUGUAGAGGAUGGUUCCCUAACAGCAAAUGACCUCUUGGAAUUUUUUGGACCCAAGACUAGUUUUUCUCCAUUGCAAGCUAAUCUGUGGACAUCGAGGCUCGGUUUCCUGAUCGACAGCACAAACCCCUCUCUCUGAGCUUCCUUAGGAAGAAAACAUGGCCCUUUCCACUCGGCAUUUCUUUUUCUGUUCACCCAGGCCUCCUGCUUACCAGCCGCUUCCAGUUCUGGUGACUUAUUCAUUAUUCAUCUCUUCUCUUUUUACUUGGGAGCAGGACUUUGCCAAGCUUAGCCUCUCAUCUUUGGUCAAGAUGAACGAUGGCAGGAAACAUCUUUAUGGAUUAUUUCACUACAACCCCAUGAUGCUUGGAGUUGAAUCACUUCCUGAUCCUAUGGACACCUGGGAGAUUAUAGAGACCAUUGGUAAAGGCACUUAUGGCAAGGUCUACAAAGUAACCAACAAGAGAGACGGGAGUUUGGCUGCAGUGAAAAUUCUGGACCCCAUCAGUGAUAUGGAUGAAGAAAUUGAGGCAGAAUACAACAUUCUGCAAUUUCUUCCAAAUCAUCCCAAUGUUGUAAAGUUUUAUGGGAUGUUUUACAGAGCGGAUUGCUGUGUGGGUGGACAGCUGUGGCUGGUCCUGGAGCUGUGUAAUGGGGGCUCCGUCACCGACCUUGUGAAAGGCCUCCUCAGGAGUGGCCAGCGGUUGGAUGAAGCAGUGAUCUCUUACAUCUUGUAUGGAGCUCUCUUGGGCCUUCAGCAUUUGCACAACAACCGAAUCAUCCACCGUGAUGUGAAGGGGAAUAACAUUCUUCUGACAACAGAAGGAGGAGUUAAGCUCGUUGACUUUGGAGUCUCAGCUCAACUCACCAGCACACGGCUACGGAGAAACACAUCCGUUGGUACCCCAUUCUGGAUGGCCCCCGAGGUCAUUGCUUGUGAGCAGCAGUAUGACUCUUCCUAUGACGCUCGCUGUGACGUCUGGUCCCUGGGGAUCACGGCUAUUGAACUGGGGGAUGGAGACCCUCCCCUCUUUGACAUGCACCCUGUGAAAACGCUCUUUAAGAUUCCAAGAAAUCCUCCACCUACUUUACUGCAUCCAGAAAACUGGUGUGGGGAAUUCAACCACUUUAUUUCACAGUGUCUUAUUAAGGAUUUUGAAAAGCGACCUUCCGUCACACAGCUCCUGGACCACCCAUUUAUUAAAGAAGCUCACGGAAAGGUUCUGUUUCUGCAGAAACAGCUGGCCAAGGUGCUUCAAGAGCAGAAGCAUCUGAACCCUGUUGCUAAAACCAGGCAUGAAAGGAUGCAUACUGGAAGACCCUAUCAUGUGGAAAAUGCUGAAAAAUACUGCCUUGAGGAUGAUUUGGUCAAUCUAGAGGUCCUGGAUGAGGAUACAAUUAUUCAUCAGUUGCAGAAACGUUAUGCAGACUUACUGAUUUAUACAUAUGUUGGAGACAUCCUAAUAGCCUUAAACCCCUUCCAGAAUCUCAGCAUAUAUUCUCCGCAGUUUUCCAGGCUGUAUCAUGGGGUGAGACGUGCCUCAAAUCCCCCCCACAUAUUUGCAUCAGCAGACGCUGCUUACCAGUGCUUGGUUACUUUCAGCAAAGACCAGUGCAUCGUUAUCAGCGGAGAAAGUGGCUCGGGGAAGACAGAAAGCGCCCACCUGAUUGUUCAGCAUCUGACUUUCUUGGGAAAGGCCAACAAUCAGACCUUGCGAGAGAAGAUUCUCCAAGUCAACUCCCUGGUGGAGGCCUUCGGGAACGCGUGUACUGCAAUCAAUGACAAUUCGAGCCGCUUUGGAAAAUAUCUGGAAAUGAUGUUUACACCGACUGGAGCUGUGAUGGGGGCAAGAAUCUCUGAAUAUCUCCUUGAAAAAUCCAGAGUCAUAAAACAGGCAGUGGGAGAGAAAAAUUUUCACAUAUUUUACUAUAUUUAUGCUGGUCUUUAUCACCAAGAGAAACUUUCUGAAUUCAGACUUCCUAAGGAAAAGCCUCCUAGGUACCUCGCCGAUGGCACGGGGAGAGUCAUGCAGGACAUAACUUCCAAGGGAUCUUACAGAAGACAAUUUGAAGCAAUUCAGCAUUGCUUCAGGAUUAUUGGGUUCACUGAGAAGGAAGUGCACUCAGUGUACAGGAUUCUGGCUGGGAUUCUGAACAUCGGGAACGUUGAGUUUGCAGCUAUUUCCUCUCAACACCAAACUGAUAAAAGUGAAGUGCCCAAUGCGGAAGCUCUGAAAAACGCUGCCUUUGUUCUCUGCAUCAGCCCUGAAGAGCUGCAGGAGGCCCUCACGUCCCACUGUGUGGUCACUAGAGGUGAGACCAUCGUCCGCGCCAACACUGUGGACAGAGCCGCAGACGUCCGGGAUGCCAUGUCCAAAGCCCUGUACGGAAGGCUCUUCAGCUGGAUUGUGAAUCGCAUCAACACACUCCUGCAACCGGACAGAAACAUAUGUAGUGCAGACCAUGGAAUGAAUGUGGGGAUCUUGGAUAUUUUUGGAUUUGAGAACUUUCAGAGAAAUUCCUUUGAGCAGCUCUGUAUAAAUAUCGCCAAUGAGCAAAUCCAGUACUAUUUCAAUCAGCAUGUGUUUGCUCUUGAGCAGAUGGAAUAUCAGAAUGAGGGUAUCGAUGCCAUCCCUGUGGAGUACGAGGACAAUCGGCCACUGCUGGACAUGUUCCUCCAGAAACCCCUGGGCCUGCUUGCACUUCUGGAUGAGGAAAGUCGGUUUCCCCAAGCAACGGACCAGACCCUGGUUGAUAAGUUUGAAGAUAAUCUCCGAUGCAAAUACUUCUGGAGGCCCAAAGGAGUGGAGCUGUGCUUCGGCAUUCAGCACUACGCUGGAAAGGUAUUAUAUGAUGCUUCUGGGGUUCUUGAGAAAAACAGAGACACCCUCCCUGCUGAUGUGGUCGUAGUCCUGAGAACAUCAGAAAACAAGCUUCUUCAGCAGCUCUUCUCAAUCCCUUUGACCAAAACAGGCAAUUUGGCCCAGACAAAAGCCAGGCUAUCAGCAGCCUCCAGAUCGUUGCCUCCACAUUUCAGUACUGGGAGAGCUAAGGUGGACACCCUCGAGGUGAUGCGGCAUCCAGAAGAAACCACCAACAUGAAGAGGCAAACCAUGGCUUCUUACUUCCGGUAUUCUCUGAUGGACCUGCUCUCCAAAAUGGUGGUUGGACAGCCUCACUUCGUGCGUUGCAUUAAACCCAAUGAUGACCGAGAGGCCCUGCAGUUCUGCCGAGAGAGGGUCCUGGUCCAGCUCCGCUCCACAGGCAUCCUGGAGACCGUCAACAUCCGCAGGCAGGGCUAUUCCCACCGCAUCCUCUUUGAAGAGUUCGUGAAAAGGUAUUAUUACUUGGCAUUCAAAGCACAUCAAACACCUCCUGCUAGCAAAGAGAGCUGUGUUACUAUCUUGGAAAAGUCCAGAUUAGAUCACUGGGUGCUGGGAAAAACAAAGGUUUUUCUCAAAUAUUACCAUGUCGAGCAGUUAAAUUUGCUACUGCGAGAAGUCAUGGGCAGAGUGGUUGUGCUGCAGGCAUACACCAAGGGAUGGCUUGGAGCCAGGAGAUAUAAAAGAGUCAGAGAGAAGAGAGAGAAGGGUGCCAUCACCAUCCAGUCAGCCUGGAGAGGAUAUGAUGCACGGAGGAAAUUUAAGAAAAUAAGCAACAGAAGGAAUGAGUCUGCUGUUCACAUUCAAGCAGUUCUGAAAACUUCUAUUGAACAGAGAAACUAUCUUGAAGCUGAAGCCAACAAUGGCCAUGCUAAGACUUCAAUCUCUUUUCCUGCUGUCACUGAGAAAAAUUGGCAUUUACAAGCCCAGAGUUCUCCAAGAGGGUGUGAUGUCUUCGCAGGACAUGCAAAUAAGCACCCACUUGCAGGGACUGAUGCAUGGUCUCUUCAGACAGUUCAUGCUACCCCAGAUCUCCGAGGACUGAGGCCCUGGGAAGCCCCUUGUAAACCUGAUUCAGAAGAUGGUCUGAGAGCACAGAAGCAGCGGACACCUCGCCGGCGAUGUCAGCAGCCCAAAACGUUGAGUAGCCCUGAGGACACCAUGUACUAUAACCAGUUAAAUGGAACUCUAGAAUAUCAAGGGAGCAAGAGGAAGCCAAGAAAACUUGGCCAAAUCAAAGUGCUGGAUGGGGAAGAUGAAUAUUACGAAUCUCUCUCCCCCAUGGCCUGUGUCUCUGAGGAGGCCAAUGCAGUCCACUCUUUCUUUUUUAACUCAUCCUCAAAAGGAGAUUAUUUUGCUCAACCUUGACUUAAUGCUUCCUGAUCCCAAGUCUGUGCAAGGUGAGAACACUCGUGGUAACUGAUUGACAGUCAUUGAAAAAGGCACUAUUAUGGAGUAUCUUUAGACUCAUAGCCUCUGUCCCAGCCUUACUAAACAAUAUGCAGACUCUUAAAUGCUGCCCGUAUUUCUACCAGUCUCCACAUGUGUUGUGUAGCCUGCGCUGGGCAGUCUCUCCUUUUCUCAUUUCAUAGGUCCUGGCUGCAGGACGCCAGGAUGCCUCAAGCCCAGCAAAGACAGUCAUUCAGGCCUUAAUGUCUAAGGAGGGAGCAGACAGUCUCAUCUUAGCCAGUCACAAACACUGACAAGUUUUCUUCUAUUUCCCGCCAAAUUACCUUUCAAGCCAUGCAGCAUCUCCCCAGCAGAAACCCAGGGGUCCCUUUCCUGCUGUCUUCUGCACCCUCUCCUGCAGCGAGGCUUGCACCUCCCACCUGCUCCUUGGCCUGGGUGGGUACUGAGCACACCCACCAUGUUAGUAGUGAAAAGACAGGGAGUGAGAAGGAAAGAAAAUUUGCAUCUAUGCGAGUCCAGGUCACAUUAUGCUGUCACUCCACGCACCGGCAGCUGUUUCCACUAAGCUGUGAGAGGCGGCCAGGGAAGGCUCUGCUGCUGUCCAUCUUCAUGCGCACAGAACCUAGCGCAGGGCCUGGUAAAGCGGGCAUCCAGUAUACGUGGGGUGAACAGAGAGACUUCAUCUAGUCACACACGCCUCUGACAGGACAGUGACUUUCAGUUAUAUGUUAUACUGGAUAAUUUUUUUUCUUACACCAUUGAAUCUGACUUUUCACUCAAGGCUGAGCUGGUCCUAUUACAAUGAUAGUAUGUAGUACUCGAUAUGAUUUGAUACCACAAACUUUUUUGAGCACCUACUAUAUGUAAAACAAUGUGUGAGAUUACUGUGUAUUAAAAAAAAAUUUUAAAUCUUGUAAGAUCUUUUCUUUAGAACAGAUGUUAUUUUUUAUACUCUACAAUACUUAUCAGAUAGUAUGCAUGGGAAUACUUGUAUUUUAAGAAAAAUAACUUCGAACAUAUAGAAAAAGUAUUGUUUACAGAGUUUUGAAAGAGAAAGCAUUAAUAAGCAUUUUAUGAACAGAAUGGUAACAUAAGAUAAAAAGCUCAGAGAUUUAAUUUUAUCAGAAAAAAAUAACUGUAGCCUAUUUUUAAAUAAGUUACAUGAAUCUUAAUAAAAGAUGAAUCUCUUGAAUGGUUUUAUACUAUUUUGUUAUGCUUGAUACUAUUAUAUAUGAAGUUAUGCUCAACAAUUUCAAAGAAAGACAUUAUGGUAGUUACUGUUAAUUACGGGUUGUCUUGUGGUGAAAUACUGUGUUGCUUACAUUGUUCUGUUCUAAUCUGCUUUGUUAUGUCCUCUUUUGUCUUAAUCUCUUUAAAAUAAAAAAAAAUUUUAAAAAUAUAAAAGAUAAAUCUUGAUUUUUUUCAGAUAUUUACUCAGAAGUUAUAUUUAUAAAGUUUGCAAGCAGAGCAAAAUAAACAAGCAAAAACCUUUACAUUACUAUGAAAAAACCGAUUUUGUACUUACAUUGUUUGAUCAAUUAUGCAUGCCUAUAUCUUGUAAUCUGAGCAACUAUUUUGAAGAUAACAAUGUACAAUAUAUUAACCAUUGUCAUUUUCUUAUUUUCUUGUUUUUGAAAUUCUGUAUCUUUGUCUUUAUUGUUUUUUUUUCCCCUUUAAAAUAAAAUUUUUAAAAAAGAAGUAA